Molecule: messenger RNA, 3106 nt
Organism: Monomorium pharaonis (pharaoh ant)
Lineage: Eukaryota; Metazoa; Arthropoda; Insecta; Hymenoptera; Formicidae
Gene: sosie
Exons: 4
Coding region: 352-867 (171 amino acids)
Source: RefSeq, a predicted model, not a curated record
AUGCUUGGAAGGCUUAAAAGGCCUUCCAACGUCCUUGUAACACGCAGUCUUGGAAUCAAACAAUACUAGUAUUCCGCGUAAGUGCGAAGAAUAAUCUCAUCUAACUUUGCCGUCACGGAUUCCGAGUAGUCUUUCAUCGGAGUGAUCUGGUGUAUCGUAAAUCGAAAUUCAUUCGUUAACAAGAUAAAAAAAAAGAAGAAAUUGGAGUGAAAAGUACCAAAGUAAAGAAAUUAUUAAUUUUAGUAGGGAAAAAAGUGACUUUUUUUCUUUGCGAGUUGUCUUUUUGCUUGAAUUUAUGAUUUGUGAUUAUACAGUAGUAAUUAAUUAAAUAUAAUUUGCAACCAAAAAACUAUGAGAAGAAUGAAAUUUCAAAUGGUUCUGUCAGUUCUAUUGGUCAUAUCAAUCUAUUCGCCAUUGUUGUCCGCUGCUCUCACAACUUUUGGGAAGAGCAAUCCACAGAAUCAAAAUCCAAAUCCACCACCGCCACCUACACCAACUGGUAAAGCUCGUGAAUGUAGAGUAGAAAAUGACUGUGCUGGAAUUCAAAAUACAACGUGCAUGGCAGAUCCUCGGGAUGGAAGAAUGCGAUGUCUCUGCGGCGAUUACUCAGCACCACUUAAUGGUGCCUGCACCAAUAAAUUCAAAGCACUUCAUGCAUUUUGCAAUUCCGAUGCAGAAUGCAUAGAAGAUGCUCAAUGUGUACAGCAUAAUGGCACAACGGGAAGACGCUGUUAUUGCCGAGAAGGAUUUUUCGAAGAAUCCCCACUAUUUUGUAACGGUUGUUCCUCCAUCUUCACGUUGUAUUCAACGACUCUUCUGGUUGCUUCACUCGUACUUGGAAGAUUUAAUUGCAUCUCAAAUAUUUAGGUUUUAAAUUUAAGAAUUAUCUUGAUAGCUUUUAAGUCUGUACGAUAACACAUAGUAAGAAAACAUUAUAAUUCUUGGAAUCAAUGAAUGAAAGAAGAGAAGUCGCAUAAAAAAUAUACUUAUCUAUAAAAGUAUCCAUUUCGUUCAUCGAAAGCAUUUAAAUAAGAUAUACGUACAAAUACGUUUAAGUUUCAGAAUGAUAAUGCACACUUAUGUGUCAAAUAAUUAUGAACUACGAAAGAACCUUCACUGGAUAUCAAAUAUGUCGGUAAUUAUUUUUUUGACUAAUUCUUUCCAAAUUCUUUAGAAAAACUGUCUUCUUCUUCAACAAAAAUGUGAUGGCUAUCUUAAAUACUUAGACUCAGAGAAUUUAAACAAAUAAUUGUAUGAAAUAAUAGGAUAUUUACGUAUCUUAUAUAAACUAUUUAAAUUUUCUAAAAAAAUUUUCUUGUGUAUUAAUAUAAAACAAUAGCGCAAAAAUUAAUUUUUUCACGCUGAAACAAUUAUCAUUAUUUUUACUUUAUUUAUAAUUCAGAAAAAGUGUGCAAUUUCCAGAACAGUUUUAGAAAAUACAUUAUGUAUAUAUAUGCAGUAAAGUUUAGUAUUUUCUUUUUAUAUCUCUCUCUCUUUCAGACCUGAUAAAUUCUACAUUCAGUUAUCUCAUAAGCAAUAUCAGUUUAUAACCUUAUAAAUCUUAUAUAGUUCGCGAAAAGAUGCAAAAUAUCAUAUUUAAAUUAUAAAAACAAAUUUAAAUACUUUCAAAUUUAUUUCUGUAGAAACAAUAAAUGAUUCAGAAUUUUUGAUUGUUUUUAACUUUUCAAAUCCGUGAAGGUAAAAAAUUUUGCCUUACCUGGAUAAUUUUUAUUUAAGCACAUUAAUUAUCUUUUAUAUUAUUAUAUUAAUAAUUUAUUUAUCCAUAUGCAGGCUCUAAUACAAAAUUUAAAAAGUAAACGUUAAUUCUGAAUUAUUUUGUAACUGUCAAACAUUAAUUGAAAAUAACAAGCCGCACUUAUCUACAGCCUUAAUAGCUUAAAAAUUAUUACAAUAAACAAAUUAUUAUAAUCGUUAUAAUGACAAAUUAUAAUUAUAAAUAUAAAUUAGGAUAAAUCUUAAAUUCAUUGUGUUUUAUAUAAUUUUUUCGUUCUUUGCUGUGCGAUCAAAGUUUAUUCCAUUAACAUAUUUUUAUUAUAUGUAAUAAUCAUAACAUUAGUGCAAAAGACUAAAACAAUAAAUAAUAUUAAUGUAAUUAAAAUAAAACGUAUUAACAGAUGUUAAAUUUAACUAUUUUUAGAAUAGGGUAACUUUGGUAUUUAUGUCGCGUGUGGAUUUACAUGUCAUAAGAGUAGAAAAUAAAAAAUAAAAAGGGUAAGGAUAAUUUCCAAGCAGUCACUUCGUUAUGUACUUUUUUUUAUUAAAUUCAGUUUUUUAUUGUUAAUAUUAAUAAUACAAUGGUGAGUUGUAGCGAUUUGUCAAUGUAGUGAGUAGCGCGAUCAUGUAUUAUACGACUUCUGUAAAAUGAUUACUGUAAGGAGUGGCUAGUAAGUAGUACUUAAUAAAUUAAGUUUUCGUUAGGUGCGGCAUAUAUCCUGGAGUUACUCUAAUAGAAAUAAUGCUUUGAUAGUAAAUUUUUAAAAUGUACAUAAAUAAGCUUCAUAUUUCAGCUGCACUAAAGGAUAAAAUCAGGUCAUUCAUAAAGGUUCACGUAUUAUAAUUAUAUUAUAAUAACAUACUUAGAAAAUAAUUUAUUCUUAUAUCAUAUCUUUCUCAAUGCACAAAGUAUAAAACAAAUACACAUAGAUAAAAUAAAAAUAGAUUCAUAGAAUAACAAAUUUUUCAAGAAAUUGUAAACCACACACAAUUUUUUUAAUAUUUCAGAAUUCUAAUUCUAAAAUUCUAUAAUAAAUUUAAUCGUUUAUUAAACAUUAUAUCAAUUUUGUCCUAAAUUUGAAAAUCAAUUUGAGUAUGCCACAUCAAAAUAAGUUCUUGUUAAAGAUAUAAACUUUUGUCAAUUACAAAUAUAAUCAAUACCUUAAUUACUAAUAUAAAUGCACUCGAUAGAUAAUAUAUUUAUUCACUGUUAUACAUUUAGUAAUAACAUAGAUAAGUUGUCAUUUAAUUUAUUACAAUGUAAGUAUAUUUUGUAAACUUUGUAAUAAUGAUUAAGAAAGCCUAACUAUAUCUCAUUCUAAUGUUGUUUUAUGUAUUUGGAUAUUUUUUGCACAAAUAAAUCCUUGAACCC